AUGAGGGCCAUGAGGGCUUCCACCAAGGCCCCCUGUGGUUCCCGGGGCUCUCAAACCUCACCCCACACUCCCCUCUCUCUCCCCACAGGCGGGGGGUGCAUACGGAUCACCCGGGUUCGAGUCCCCCCCACGGUGGAGGUCGGGGGGGCGGCGGAGCUGGACUGCGAGUGGGAGCAAGAGGGUGACGUGAUGUACUCGAUCAAGUGGUACCAGGGAUCCAACGAGUUCUAUCGGUACACGCCCUCCACGCCGCGCCAGGUGCAGAUCUUCGACCCCGACACGCUGGACGUUGACGCGGACAAGUCGUGGGGAGGCAGCGUGAGGGUAUCCAACAUCACACUACAGGCGGAGGGACCCUUCCACUGCGAGGUGUCUGCCGAGGCGCCCACCUUCCACACAGCCUCAGACUCCGCCAGAAUGAGGGUGGUGGCGUUACCAGAGGGCGGGCCGGUGGUGACGGGGGUGAAGGGGCACUACCAGGUGGGCGAUUGGGUGGACCUGACCUGCUCCGCGCCUACCUCACGCCCGCCGCCCACCCUCUCCUACACCAUCAACGGGACGCCGGCGACGCCGGGCUGGGUUGAGAAGCAGAAGAACCUCCGUGCGAGUGGCGGGCGCAGCAACUCCUCGCUUCGCCUCCGAUUCAGCCUCCUGUCUCGGCUUCUGGAGGAGGGCAGCGCGCGCGUCACCUGCGUAGCGGAGGUGCCGGGGCUGUGGCGGCGUGAGGCACGGGUCGCCCUCAGCACCAGACCCUCCUACCAGGCCUCCGUCAGGGGUGGGGGCGGCGGCGGCGGUGGUACUAGUGGUGGCGGAGCGGUGGUGAAAGGUACAAGCUCCUCCCUCCCCUUCCUCCUCCUCGUCCUCCUCUUCCUUCACCUCCUUCUCCUCUCCUCCUCCUCCUCCCUACAAAGUCUUCUAACGCGAGUGUGAGGAGGAAGAAAAGCCCUCCUCCUCCUCCUCCUCCUCCUCCUCCUCCUCCUCCAUCAAGAUCGUUAUGGUACAGAAGGUUUUUGUAAUAUAUCGCUUAUCGUAUAUACGUAAUAAUAAUAAUAAUAAUAAUAAUAAUAAUAAUAAUAAUAAUAAUAAUAAUAAUAAUAAUAAUAAUAAUAAUAAUAAUAAUAAAUGGAGUGAUUGAGGAGAGAGGUAGAGAUGGAAGGAAGGAGAGAAAGGAAGGAAGGGCAGAAAGGUGAAGAAGAAGAAGAAGAAGAAGAAGAAGAAGAAGAAGAAGAAGAAGAAGAAGAAGAAGAAGAAGAAGAACGAGAACAAGGACAAGAAGACGAAGACAAAGUAGAAAAAGAAGAAGAAGAAGAAAAGAAAAAUUAAUCACUCCCUUUAAUAUAUCAUGUAAAUAUAAACAAACAAACACACAAACAAACAAACAAACAAAUAAAUAAAUAAACAAAAUAAAACAAAGCCGAAGAAAACACAAACAAACACACAAACAGACAAACAAACAAACAGACAAAAAAAUAUAGCAAUCAAUGUAUAUGUAUGUAUGUAUGUAUGUAUGUAUGUAUGUAUUAUUGUCCAUACACACACACACACACACACACACACACACACACACACACACACACACACACACACACACUUGUUUGCGCAUUCCUUCCUAAGCUCAUUUUUUUAUUAUUAUUGUUAUUAUUAUACAUCCUCCUCCUCCUCCUCCUCCUCCUCCUCCUCCUCUUCCUUUCAUGCCUUUCCUCCUCCUCCUCUUCCUCCUGCUUCGCCUUGCUUCCUCCCUUAUCCUCCGUCACUAGUUCCCACCUCCUCCUCCUCCUCCUCCUCCUCCUUCUCCUCCUCCUCCUCUUCCUCCUCCUCCGCCUUGCUUCCUUCCUUAUCCUCCGCCACUAGCUCCCUCCUCCUCCUCCUCCUCCUCCUCCUCUUCUGUGGAGGGAGAAAUUCCACAACAUAAAGAUGGGGGAGACUACGCAAGAUGAAAGUAAAGAGGAGGAGGAGGAGGAGGAGGAGGAGGAGGAGGAAUAGUAAUUGAGAGAGAGGCUAGGAAUGCAGAGGAGCAGAGAGAGAGAGAGAGAGAGAGAGAGAGAGAGAGAGAGAGAGAGAGAGAGAGAGAGAGAGAGAGAGAGAGA
Eriocheir sinensis (Chinese mitten crab) is the source of this 2087-nucleotide messenger RNA. RefSeq lists its product as uncharacterized. The record is from RefSeq and is a predicted model, not a curated record. The transcript is spliced from 6 exons. NCBI's taxonomy places the organism in Eukaryota, Metazoa, Arthropoda, Malacostraca, Decapoda, Varunidae. Bases 1 to 930 code for a protein of 309 amino acids.